Messenger RNA from Brassicogethes aeneus, 1527 nucleotides. The record is from the annotation of a GenBank genome assembly. Lineage: Eukaryota; Metazoa; Arthropoda; Insecta; Coleoptera; Nitidulidae.
AGUUCCGAAUUGACGCUUCGCGAGAGAACAUUGUACGUACAAACAAGCAGAGAAAGUUCGUGACAAGUGAGAAAAUUUUAGUGUGUUAAAAAUGGUUCGCAGUUUAGCGCAGUGGACAAAAACUCUCAGUUUUCCGGCAAGGAUUUCUCCCAAUAAGGGAUCUAAGGAUAACAUAAAUAUUCAUCAAAUCAGUCCGACUAUCACGCCGACACCGAGCAGUAACUCGUUAAGCAAAAAUAACGAAAUUAAUGGGAUUAUGAACAACAAUUUGUCUAAUAAUGAUGUUAAUCAAAUUUACCCUGAUCCUGAAUCAGAAAAGGCCAUUAUGAGCUCAGUCGUUUACUGCAUUCAUCAUAAAGAAGGAUGCAAAUGGUCAGAUGAACUAAGGAAAUUAAAGGGUCAUUUAAACACCUGCAAACAUGACGCCAUUCCCUGCACUAGCAAAUGUGGCGCUCAAAUUCCAAGAGUCCUUAUGGAGGACCAUCUGAAAUAUACUUGUCCCCAGAGGAGGACAAGGUGUGAAUUUUGUAAUAAGGAAUUCAGCGGACAUGCUUUGGAGAAUCACGUGGGCAACUGCGGAUACGAGCCCCUCUACUGUGAAAACAAAUGCGGCGUGAAAAUCGCGCGUCGCCACCUCAGCCAACACAAAACAUCCGACUGCUCGAAACGCCUACUCCCUUGCCGCUACUGCGCGAAGGAAUUCGUUUGCGAUACACUCACCGCGCAUCACCUUAAAUGCGGCAGAGUGCCCGUUUCCUGCCCGAACAGGUGCGAAGCAAACGUAUUGGCUAGAGAGGAAUUGGAGGCUCACUUAAAAGAAGAAUGCACGGUUUCGGUGCAGUCCUGCAGCUUCAAAGAAGCUGGGUGUAGAUUCAAAGGACCCAGAUACAACAUGGAUAAGCAUUUGGAAGAGAACUGUCAGCAACAUUUGACGAUGAUGUGCACCAUGGUUUCCAAGCAACAACAUCAGAUUACUUCAUUGAAAAGUGCUUUGAGUAGGCUUUCAUUGAAUUAUUCUGGUACUUUGAUUUGGAAGAUUAGCGAUUUUUCGGCCAAGAUGGCCGAAGCGAGGAAUAAGGAAGGCAUGGAGUUGGUGUCGCCACCUUUUUACACUAGUCAGUAUGGAUAUAAGUUGCAGGCCUCUCUAUUUCCUAACGGAAACGGCGCAGGCGAGAACACGCACAUCUCCGUCUACAUAAAAAUUCUACCCGGCGAAUACGACGCCCUCUUGCGUUGGCCUUUCGCACACUCCGUCUCCUUCACCCUCUUCGACCAGUCGACGUGUCCGGAAAAGGCGUGCAACAUCGUCGAGAGUUUCAUUCCGGACCCGACAUGGAAGAAUUUCCAGAGACCCAGCAAGGAACCCGACAGCCUGGGCUUCGGAUUUCCCAAAUUCGUCUCGCACGAGAUGCUCAAGAAAAGGCAUUUCAUGAAAGAUGACACUAUGUUUAUAAGAGUUAAAGUGGACCCGAGCAAAAUUGUAGCUGUCUAAAUUUUUACUUAUUCUAUUUAUUUUGAUCUCACCCU